This is a messenger RNA of Rhopilema esculentum, 2155 nucleotides long. RefSeq names its product CDK2-associated and cullin domain-containing protein 1. The record is from RefSeq and is a predicted model, not a curated record. Gene Ontology annotation, biological process: G1/S transition of mitotic cell cycle; positive regulation of protein kinase activity; ubiquitin-dependent protein catabolic process. Gene Ontology annotation, molecular function: ubiquitin protein ligase binding; protein kinase binding. Lineage: Eukaryota; Metazoa; Cnidaria; Scyphozoa; Rhizostomeae; Rhizostomatidae.
UAGUAGCUUCUUGGUCGCUAAGAUGGUGGACUGCUGGAGCAGAGUGUCGCGAUAAUCUAUAUCGACUGAAAUGGACAACUGGAACUAUCUAAAAUUUAUGUAUUCAGAUUCAGAAGAAAUUGAAUAAAUUAUGGGAGGAUAUAGUCAAAAUAUCUUAAGAAUGAAUGUUGUACGGAUACCUUCAUAUAAAGUGAUUGAUGAGGCAUCCUUCAAUACAGAAUACUGGCCUAAAAUUGAAAAUGCAAUCAAUGUUAUGCUGCACAAAAAUCCUGGAGAAUCCUUUCAAUUUUCAUAUGAGGAUGUCUUCAGUGUUGCGUACAAGUGUACAACACAGAGAUUCUCAGAGCAGAUGCUAUUACGUGUGACAACAAUUAUUGAUAAAUUCACCUCCUGCUGCCUUGCAAACAUCUCUUCAUUAUCUGGUCAAGAAUACCUGGAAAGAUUCAAAUUCUUCUUAAAACAGUUCUUCCAAGCUGCAGAGGGUAUAGCUGCUAUUUUCAGCUACAUGGAUAGAAACUAUGUUGUCCGAACAUUUGGUAAAAAUAUGUUGUCCAUGAUGUAUUGGCAAUUAUCUGAGAAGAUUGUCAUACAGUCCACCGUAUUUGAUAAUUUACGACAGAUCUCGGAGGGUGAUUUCGAAGUUGACCCACAGCUUCUGAUGUCCAUUAUCCAAGGCCUCUAUACCUUGAGGAAAGAUUUUGCAAGCUUCAACAUGAAGUUGUUUAAGCGGUUUAUUCCAAACAUUGAGUCUGCGUCGAACAUCGAUUGUUUGCCUGCAAUGGACGAUGAAGUGCUAGCAAGGGAAAUCGAUGAAAACAAGACAGUUGAAAGAAUGGCAUAUAAGCGAAAGGCUGAUGAAGUGAUGGAGGACACACAAGCAAACUUAAAGCGAUUUGCCAAGGCAAGUUGAUGAACGCACUCUGUGCUAUGUGUUAUGAACUGUGACUUUUGUUAUAUACUAAACCGGGACAAAUGGGAUGUUUAUUUUCAUUAACACAGAGUAAGUGCACGUUGUAAUAUUUUUGUAUCAAAUCAUUGUGGAGACCACGAGGCCUUGAUAACCGAAGGCUUUUAAAUGAUUUGUUCGCAUUUUCAAAACCUUAUUUGACAUCGUAUAUUUAAGGCUCCGUGAUAUGACAUUUCUCUUGUGAAAAGGAAUGUUUAAUUGAGAAAUUAUAUCAGAUAGAACGUGCUUUUUCAAAGCAACUGUAGUAUGUGAGGAUUAGUUAUCCAGUGCCCAAAUUUGAAAUUAGAAAUUUGAAAUUACAAGUAGUUUAGAUUUAAAUCAACGUAUUCUCAGGAAUGGCUGUUUGUGCCAGUAGCUUGACUGAAAUUCUGCACGGAGUUUUUGACUCGCUUUUGAAAUUAAAGUAUGUCGCCCCUAUGACGUAAUUGAUAACAAUUUUGACUCUACCGCAGUGGUCAGGCCUGCUGAAACCUCGCUGUAAUGAAAAAAAUUGAAAUCAGGUUCGGGGCCAGAAAGGCCUAGGUACCUCAGAACAAAACUUUUAAGGCACGCCAACAUGUAGAUGCUGAAAAUGCUUUGAUUUUGAGGAAAUGCAUAGAUUAAGUCGUUCUAGGGUUUCCUGGUCCUGAUUAAGAAUACAUUUCACCUCGUAUCUAUGGUAACGAUGACGUCUUAACACGCCUUGAUAUACUUGUAUGUCUUCUUGUACGACAUGUACGUCUUAACAGUUACGGCGAUAUGGGCGCUCAAUAUUGCAAAGGUUACAUUUAGACGAAACUUUGUUUACCACAAAUAACUCUUCUACGCUCAGUUUUUCUAUCUAGAAAGUUUCUUGCACGUUUUCCAGCCAUUUAACAUUUCCACAUGCAAUAUUUUGAUAUGUCAAAAACAACAUAGAAAGAGGCUAAAUCGCACAUGGAAGCUCGUUUAGUUUUCUCAUUAUUUAUAGCGUUUAAGGUCAUUUUACUGUCCCUCGAAGAUUUCCCUCCGAAGCGUAUAUAUUUUAUUUUCACUUUGGAGAAUAAUGUUGUAAUAGUUCAAUUGAUAUUGCAAAUGUUUGGUAGGUAUUUUAUAAUAUAUCGUUUAAUGACUUAUGUAGUAGCUAGUUUUACAAUCUGCUUUUCAAAAGCGUCUUCCUUGUAGCUUGUAAUUUUCACUAAAUGUGAAGACGUUAUAUGAAAGGUGUCA